AUGGGACUUACAAGUUACUCCUACCCAUCGUAUUACAGUUCCUAUCCGGCCGUGAAGAAUGUGGUCGAUUAUCCGUCGGUAGCUCCGGUGCUCGCCACCAAGGUCGUUGAUAACAGCUACGGACUGGGAUACACCAAGGUCGUUGAUAACAGCUACGGACUUGGAUACAACAAGCUGGUCGCACCAGUCGUCACCACCAAGGUCGUUGAUAACAGCUACGGACUGGGAUACAACAAGCUGGUGUCUCCGGUGCUUUCCAGCGGAUACGGUCUCGGAUACAACAAGCUGGUCGCUCCUGUCGUCGCUACCAAAGUCGUCGAUAAUGGUCUGUGGAACUAUGGCAGUUACGGACUGGGAUACAACAAGUACCUGUCGGCCGCUCCAGUUGCCAAAUAUGUGUUGUAAAUGUGUAAAUAAUAUUGUUUUAAUAAACCGGCUCCGACUCCGAUCUAUGACGUA
This is a messenger RNA of Anopheles maculipalpis, 459 nucleotides long. RefSeq lists its product as uncharacterized. Bases 1 to 405 code for a protein of 134 amino acids. The record is from RefSeq and is a predicted model, not a curated record. The transcript is spliced from 2 exons. Lineage: Eukaryota; Metazoa; Arthropoda; Insecta; Diptera; Culicidae.